UGGAGGUGCUAUGAUCAAUCGGGGCUACGCAGAAACAACCGCUUUGACUUUAAAGGCAACUGCACACUGUUCGUCACCCACUACGCUAGGGAAUACAAGCAGUUGAUCGACUGGUCGACCUGCAGCGAGACAGAUGACCUCGAAGAGCAGAUACACAGCACCAGAACCGUCCUUAAUGCCAUGGGUCAGGCGGUUGAGAUGCGAGCAGAAGUGGGCAUUAUAUGAUGAGAAUAUAAUGAUGCUGGCGGAUCUAAACCCCAGAAUAGCCAUACAUAGGAUAACUCGACGGAAAAUUGCAACUCAAACUGUGCAGAUAGCCAAUCAAGAGGUCUUGCAAGAUCUGUCGCACACCUACAAUUGCAUGGGUAAGAUAGUAUGCACUGUUGACCUGGUGCAACAGACCAUCUUCUUUCUCAAUGAAGUUGCACCACCAGUGGGUCGCUUCUGGUAUGACUUCCUUGGUCAGCUUGUUAAGGCAUCUGGCCCGGAGCAAGUCAACGUGGCACAUGGGAGCUCAAAACAACUCAAGCUACCGGAAUUCAACGCCGUAAAAGCCAGUAAUACAAAAGGAGACGGCGGGAAAUAUCCUUCAUCUACGACACGUCCCAGGGGACACUUUCUCUGGCUGGACAAGACAGUACUAAAACGAAUAGCGAAGCUGCAUUUACCCCAGUGGCGGCGCAGAGCGAAGGCACGAAUACACAGGGGAGGACGGAGAGCAUGGGUGUAUGACAAAGAUCCCUGGAUAUUCCUCACUGGAUUGGAACUACGCAGACCACCUGCACUCAUUUUCCACGCAACGGGUGCGGUGAUGCAAUGGCAGAAACGACUUGGUGUUGGUGGCACAGCACCGACAGGAAAACAAAAGGAAACUCGAUAUUUGCCCAUUCAUGACGUCUUCACCACCUACAAUGGAUCUGGUACAAGCAUCACGAGCCAGAUAACUACCACGACCGUGGCCGAUGCAGCCCUGGGUGGGAAGGCAUUUGCCACCCUUGAAGAAGGACAUGGCUCUGGCUUCCUUGUCCGAUAUCAAGCAGGUGCACAUUUAGAGCACAACGAUUCUGCGGUACCUAUUUCCUAUGAAGAGUACAGACCUUUUAGCGUCAGCACCUGCCAGUAUCGGUGCAAGGGAGCGCCGCGGAAAUAUCGCUUCGCUUCUUACGAGCGCGACAAAGAAAACGGGCUUUAUCAUUGCGGCUUGCGGUAUUAUGCGCCUUGGAUGGCACGUUGGAUUUCUGCCGAUCCUGCUGUGACUCAUACGUGGGCAAAGUUCAAAGGGGGAAAGAAUCAUCUCAAGGGAGCCGACUUCAAUAUACGGAUUUCCGACAAGGACGACGUCAAGGAGAUUACUCUCCAAUACGAUAACCCUAUUGGAACUGCGCUACAUUUGUUGAGCCCUGCAAUCAACGAAGUGUCUGGGGAAUUUGGGGCUGGAUUAAAGACCCUUUGUGUCGGUAGCGCUGAAAAUGAAUUACUGCACGGCUUCAAUGGCAGCAGCAACAAGCAACUGUUGCUCCCCAGGAGGGACCGGAAAUUAUAUACUAUUGGCGCAGACGAUGCGAGUCAUAGCUCUCCAGCACGUGGCGCUGAGGGCGGCUCAGAUCCAGGAUAUAAGUAUGAGUUUCGAAUUGACUGGGAUGAGAGAAAACAAGCCAGAGAUGUCAAUAUGCAAGUAAGCCGGGGAAAGCAAAGCUAUAAAUAUGCCAUCUUCCACAAAAACCAACCGGACGGCCCGGAGCCUAUAGUACACGACCAACUGCUCAACGCAUUGCAUGAGGAAGCCAACACUCUUACCUUGUUGCAGAACAGGUUUGCGAACCGUGUUCAUGGGCAUACUAGUGGACAAAAGGUGAAGAGCUAG
This is a messenger RNA of Aspergillus wentii DTO 134E9, 1864 nucleotides long. RefSeq lists its product as uncharacterized. The coding region runs from base 134 to 1864 and encodes 576 amino acids. The record is from RefSeq and is a predicted model, not a curated record. Lineage: Eukaryota; Fungi; Ascomycota; Eurotiomycetes; Eurotiales; Aspergillaceae. The transcript has 6 exons.